AUAUAUUGAGGACAUCAUGAAUUGGAAUAAAGGUGGACCUGGUACUAAGAGAGGCUUUGGUUUUGGUGGAUUUGCCAUAACGCCUGGAAAAAAAGAGGAGCCUAAGCUCUCUCAACAGUCUCAUAGUGCUUUUGGAACAGCCGGUUCUUCUGCUGCAUUUGCGAAAUCGGGACCUCCUCAGCUGCCUUCUUUCUACAAAAUCGGGUCAAAGCGAGCAAAUUUUGACGAAGAGAAUGCAUACUUUGAGGAUGAAGAGGAAGAUUCCAGCAAUGUCGAAUUGCCAUACAUUCCCGCAGAGAAUUCCCCCACUCGCCAGCAGUUUCAUUCCAAAUCAGCAGACUCUGACAGCGAUGAUGAUCCUCUGGAGGCAUUCAUGGCUGAAGUGGAGGAUCAAGCUGCUCGAGACAUGAAGAGACUUGAAGAUAAAGACAAAGAAAAGAAGAAUGUUAAGGGUAUUCGAGAUGACAUUGAAGAGGAAGAUGACCAAGAAGCUUAUUUUCGCUACAUGGCUGAAAACCCCACUGCUGGUGUGGUCCAAGAAGAGGAAGAGGAUAAUCUGGAGUAUGAUAGUGAUGGGAAUCCAAUUGCACCAUCCAAAAAAAUCAUUGAUCCUCUUCCACCUAUUGACCAUUCAGAGAUUGAAUAUCCACCAUUUGAGAAAAAUUUCUAUGAUGAGCAUGAGGAGAUCACCAGCCUCACCCCGCAGCAAGUGGUGGAGUUACGGCAUAAGCUAAAUCUCCGGGUCUCUGGUGCUGCUCCUCCAAGGCCUGGCAGUAGUUUUGCUCAUUUUGGGUUUGAUGAGCAACUUAUGCAUCAGAUUAGAAAAUCCGAGUAUACCCAGCCCACUCCUAUCCAGUGUCAGGGUGUUCCAGUUGCACUAAGUGGCAGGGAUAUGAUUGGGAUAGCUAAGACUGGAAGUGGAAAAACAGCAGCCUUCAUCUGGCCGAUGCUGAUUCACAUCAUGGAUCAAAAGGAGCUUGAACCAGGGGAUGGUCCCAUUGCAGUGAUCGUCUGCCCAACCAGAGAGCUUUGCCAACAGAUCCAUUCUGAAUGUAAGCGCUUUGGUAAGGCAUAUAAUCUGCGCUCCGUAGCAGUGUAUGGAGGAGGAAGCAUGUGGGAGCAAGCCAAAGCCCUCCAGGAGGGGGCAGAGAUAGUUGUCUGCACGCCAGGUCGUUUGAUUGAUCAUGUGAAAAAGAAAGCUACAAACCUUCAAAGAGUCACUUACCUUGUGUUUGAUGAAGCUGACAGAAUGUUUGAUAUGGGUUUUGAAUAUCAGGUCAGAUCAGUGGCAAGCCACGUACGUCCUGACAGACAGACCCUCUUGUUCAGUGCCACUUUCCGUAAGAAGAUUGAGAAAUUGGCCCGAGAUAUUCUGAUCGACCCCAUUCGAGUUGUGCAGGGAGACAUUGGAGAGGCAAAUGAAGAUGUUACUCAGAUCGUGGAGAUUUUCCCCUCUGGCCCAAGCAAGUGGAACUGGCUGACUCGGCGCCUCGUGGAGUUCACAUCAUCUGGGAGUGUUCUCCUGUUUGUCACCAAGAAGGCAAAUGCAGAAGAGCUGGCCAAUAACCUCAAGCAGGAGGAUCAUAAUCUGGGGCUGCUUCAUGGUGACAUGGACCAGAGCGAGAGGAAUAAAGUAAUUUCAGAAUUUAAGAAAAAGGGGAUCCCGAUACUGGUAGCUACUGAUGUGGCAGCUCGUGGGUUAGAUAUUCCUUCCAUUAAGACUGUUAUCAAUUAUGAUGUGGCUCGGGACAUCGAUACACACACCCAUAGAAUUGGUCGUACUGGCAGAGCUGGUGAGAAGGGAGUUGCCUACACUCUGCUGACUCCCAAAGACAGUAACUUCGCUGGUGAUCUUGUCAGAAACCUGGAAGGCGCUAAUCAACACGUUUCCAAAGAGCUGUUGGAUCUAGCAAUGCAGAAUCCGUGGUUCCGGAAAUCACGUUUCAAAGGAGGAAAAGGCAAGAAGCUGAAUAUUGGUGGUGGUGGUUUAGGAUACCGUGAACGUCCUGGUUUGGGAUCAGAAAAUUCUGAUCGUGGAAACAACAACAGCGUGAUGAGUAACUAUGAGGCGUACAAGCCAUCCACUGGGGCGAUGGGAGACAGGCUUACGGCAAUGAAAGCAGCUUUUCAGUCCCAGUAUAAGAGCCAUUUUGUUGCUGCAAGCUUAAACAAUCAAAAGACUGGUAGCUCUUCUGCUGGUGCGAGUGGCUGGACCAGCGCUGGGAGCUUGAACUCAGUACCAACAAGUUCAGCACAGCAAAACGCUGCAAACCCUGACAGCCCCAUCGCAGCCGCCGCAGCAGCGAAGGGUGUUCCGGGUUUCACCAGCACGGGGAAUUUGAGCAGCGUUCCCACCUUUCCAAGCGUCGGAGUACAGGGCUUCAACAACACAACUGCCAGCACCAACAAUCGCGAAGCCAUCGGCAGCAGCGGCCCCGGCGUUGCGGCUGGCGGUGGUGGUGGCGUUGUCAGAGAACGAUACAACGACAACCGGAACAGUCGCCACAACGAGGUCCCGCGCCGUGGAGAGGGCGGCGGGCGCUACAACGACGUGCAGCGCCACGGAGAAGGAGGCGGUCGCCACAGUGACGCUUACCGCCACGGAGAGGGCCGACACGGCGACGGCCAUCGCCACGCUGAGAGCCGGCACUUCCCCGACGGCGGCGGUGGCCGCAAUAACGGUGACAGCAGGAACAGCAGCGACGGUAGGAACAACGAGAACAGGAAUGGUGAGAACAGGAAGGAUGGCAACAGCCGAGACAACAAGACAGAUGGGUUUGCUGUCCCAGAACCCCCAAAGCGUAAGAAGAGCCGGUGGGACAGUUAAAAGCUGGUGUUUCACAACCUGGAAUCCCUGCAGCUGUUCAAGGGAUCCUUCUCCAGCCCAGCCUACUACAAAUUCACAUGUAGUGUAGGUUGGACUCUCCAGCUUGUUUGUGGUCAGUACAUCAAUCCCAGUCCCAUUGCCCGGGUAAUUUUCCUUUUAAAGAACCUCUUCUUUCCUAAUAAUCUUUGUUUUGGUGGAAGCCUGCAUAGCAAACUUGUCUCUCUGCUGUGCCUAUGCACCCUCUGUUAUGAGAGGGUUGAGUGCUUUCUUGAAAUUAAAAACAAAAAAGGGAAAAAAAUGUAGAUAGGCCACAACAAUCAAAGGCUGGUGCCCCUCACGAAGCGUAGCUAGAUGAAGAGGCUUCACUCAGAAAUUCAGGGACCUGCUGCUUCAGAAGCCUUUAGGGAAAACCCAGAAAGUGAUUAAUGAAGUGGAACAGCUCAAAUAUCGCCCCAUAUUGGACACAUGUAGUUAAAACUGUAAAAUCUUGCUUGACCGUUUUUAACUCGUCAUGUGUAUUACCCUUUUUUUAACUUUUUUUUUUUUUUUUUUGCGCGCCAUAAAGGUAAGGAAGAACUCUUUUGUUGAAACAUGUCAGCACCCACCUCUGUCUUGUUUCUACUGAAAGAAGUAUCAGAAACUGUCAGGGUUUUGUGACAUUGUGAUGUUUUCUUUAUCAGCUGUGCAUUUACUUUCUGCUUGCUCUAGUAAAUGUUUUAUUACUGGGACAAAAA
Molecule: messenger RNA, 3561 nt
Organism: Athene cunicularia (burrowing owl)
Lineage: Eukaryota; Metazoa; Chordata; Aves; Strigiformes; Strigidae
Gene: DDX42
Product: DEAD-box helicase 42
Exons: 18
Coding region: 17-2827 (936 amino acids)
Molecular function (GO): ATP binding; RNA helicase activity; RNA binding
Source: RefSeq, a predicted model, not a curated record